AUGGUUUUGCUUAUUGUGACAAUCACAGUGGGCAAUGUGGUGAGUCUGAUUGUCUUUCUGAGGACCAAGCAACUCAGGACAUCUCAGGGCUUCCUGAAGACCUCUUUAGCAUUUGCAGAUUUGGCAGUUGGACUACUGGUUGUGCCUUAUUCUGUCUACAUGGAGAUUACCCAUACCAUACAUGGGCUGGGAAAGGUUGAAGAAACCGUUUCCUCCAAUUUCAGCUCCCACGUCCCUUGUUUUAUUAUGGGACCUAUAUUUGCCGGCUGCACCUUUGUCUCAAUAUCUACUAUCUUCUUGCUGUCAGUCGAAAGGAGCAUUGCUGUACUGAAACCUCUCCACAAGCGGAUUGUGAUUACUAGGAAAAGGAUAGGGUGUCUUAUUGUGUUCUCCUGGGUCUUCAGCUUUAUGUUAGCUAUGGUACCCAUGCUUUUUAGUCGAAACAUAACUCUGGAGUACAAUUCAUGUAGUAAGAUGUGCACCUAUGCAUUCACUGCUAUGGAGCCUCAGGACCCUGCCUGGAAAAUUAUGCUCAUCUUCCCAGCCUUUGACUUUUCCCUUCUGAGUGGCACAUUUGCAAUAAACUUUAUCACCUUUGCAUCCAUCAGGCAGUACUGCAAGGUUAGGAAACAGUUGGAAGUAGAUGCCCAAAGCAACUGCAGCAAAGUGUCAUUCUCAGACAUUACAGCAGCCAAGACCAUUGGAAUCCUCACCUUUGCCUUCUCUGCUUCCUUCAGUCCCAUUGCAGUCUUUGUUGUAGGCAAUGUUUUGGGGUAUGUGUGGUGCGAGUUUUCUUUCUAUGCAUUCUGGAUACUCACAUCCAAUAGCUGCUGGAAUGUUGUUAUCUACAGUGUCAGGGACUUAAAAUUCAGGCAAGGGGUCCGGGAGCUGUUCAGUAAACAAGCGCAAAAGUCCCCAAGCCUGCAGCAGCAGAUACCCCAGUGCACUAUUAAAGAGGAUUGUUCUUCUCCAUGUGUUGCUGUCAUCAAAGAGGUUUUCUGGCCAGAAACUGCCUGA
Pseudophryne corroboree (corroboree frog) is the source of this 1017-nucleotide messenger RNA. Its product is annotated as adenosine receptor A3-like. Lineage: Eukaryota; Metazoa; Chordata; Amphibia; Anura; Myobatrachidae. The coding region runs from base 1 to 1017 and encodes 338 amino acids. Gene Ontology annotation, molecular function: G protein-coupled receptor activity. Gene Ontology annotation, biological process: G protein-coupled receptor signaling pathway. The transcript has a single exon. Gene Ontology annotation, cellular component: membrane. The record is from RefSeq and is a predicted model, not a curated record.